Molecule: messenger RNA, 186 nt
Organism: Amoebophrya sp. A25
Lineage: Eukaryota; Dinophyceae; Syndiniales; Amoebophryaceae
Source: the annotation of a GenBank genome assembly
AUGCGAGAAUUACGGGCUUUGAAGGCAGACUUCAGUGAUCCCAAUUUUGACGCUUUGCUAGAGUGGGGCGAAGAGAAGAAUAGGAAGCGACAGCUGGAGAGCGCACCAACCGAAACUCCGAGGGAUGAACGAGAUAAAAUGAGACAAAGCACGCACGUCAAAAACAGUGAGGCACUGCACAAUGAG